AAGUCAAUACAUCCCCACUCAUAUAUAUACAGGCUAGCUCACCGCUGCCUCUCAGCCUGCUAUUCAUUCCUGUCACCCAGUACGGAGAGAAGAAACAAUCUGAGUGACAUCAUGAACAAGCUUCUGGUCAUCACUGUGCUCGUCACUCUUCUCGGCCUCAGUGCCCAGGGCCUCCGUCUGCCUAGGCAAGCUGAGGAGGGUACGCCUGAGGAACCGGUCGCAGAUGUUGCUGAGGCUGAUGGAAAGCAGGGAACCCUGGAAAGGCUGACCAGCGCCGUCAAGGGCUACUACGACACGUCCAUCAGCACCGCCUCUAGCUGGCUGGACAGCAUCGAUGGCCUGAAGCUGAAGGAGAAGGCCGCGAAUGCCCUCAGUGACACCACCGUGGCGGCGAUGACUUACGCUGGCAUCCUGCAGGACCAGGUCUACCACAUCUUUUACCAACCGUAAAGACCCUUCCUUGUUUCCCUCUGUGUCCCCAACGUCCUCAAAAUGCUUUUGUGAGGAGAGCGUCGCAGCUGUGGGCCCCUACUCUCUCAUCCUGGAGCCUCUGAUCAGCUUCACCAGACCUCCAACCCUUGGUGACGUCCCCCUGGAGUCUGUGUAGAUGGAAAUACAGUAUUAUUUUAUGUCAA
Messenger RNA from Oncorhynchus gorbuscha (pink salmon), 635 nucleotides. RefSeq names its product apolipoprotein C-II-like. The transcript has 4 exons. Gene Ontology annotation, molecular function: enzyme activator activity. Gene Ontology annotation, biological process: lipid metabolic process; lipid transport. NCBI's taxonomy places the organism in Eukaryota, Metazoa, Chordata, Actinopteri, Salmoniformes, Salmonidae. Gene Ontology annotation, cellular component: chylomicron. The record is from RefSeq and is a predicted model, not a curated record. The coding region runs from base 112 to 450 and encodes 112 amino acids.